This is a messenger RNA of Gavia stellata (red-throated loon), 885 nucleotides long. RefSeq names its product sperm-associated antigen 4 protein-like. The transcript is spliced from 8 exons. The record is from RefSeq and is a predicted model, not a curated record. Lineage: Eukaryota; Metazoa; Chordata; Aves; Gaviiformes; Gaviidae. The coding region runs from base 1 to 885 and encodes 294 amino acids. Gene Ontology annotation, molecular function: protein-membrane adaptor activity. Gene Ontology annotation, biological process: nuclear envelope organization. Gene Ontology annotation, cellular component: nuclear envelope; meiotic nuclear membrane microtubule tethering complex.
AUGAGGAGGCGAAAGGCUUCUGCCAGGCAACAAGGGGCUGCUCUGCCAAGGAGACGAGCCGGCAGCAGCUUGUCAAGACCUCGGGAGGCCCAAGGCAGAGUGCGUGCACUCUACAAUGCUGCAGAAAAUGCGCGGUUGGUCUUCAGUCUGGCAAUGGUUGUGGUCUCCCUCCAGAGAUGCCUCAGCCCAGGCAUCUCUACCAUGAACACAUUUGCUCUGUUGGGGAAACAAUCACAAGAAAUGCAACAGCUGAGAGAUGAGGUGGUGAGCCUGGCUGCAGAGAUUGGCUCUAUGAAGAAGGAAGUUCAGCAAAUAAAAGAGGCAAUGUCUGCAGUCACACAGAUGUCCGACUGGGCUCUGAAAAGUGCAGGGGCUGCCAUCAACCUGCAGAGAUCAUCCAGCAGCUCUGCAUGGCUCUGCAGGGUGUUUUGGUUCCUGUGUCCUCCACCCCUUCUGGAUACCUUUGUGCAGCCAGAUGCUUCCCCGGGAUACUGCUGGCCUUUCCAAGGGUCUCGGAGUGAGGUGCUAAUCCAGUUGCCCACACAAAUACGACCAAUGGCCGUCACCAUACAGCACACCUCAAAGAUAGACUCUCUGCUGGGGCCUGUCAGUAGCGCCCCCCGAGAUUUCACAGUCUCUGGACUGGAUGAAGAAGGAGAGGACGAAGCUCUGCUGGGGACAUUCACCUACACUGUGCAGAAAAAGCCAACCCAGACUUUCCUUCUGCAGAAUGGGAUCCCCAGAGCCUUUCGGUUUUUGAAGCUUGUCAUACAGAGCAACUGGGGAAAACCAGGAUACACCUGCAUUUAUCGAGUGCAAGUGCAUGGGAAGAUCGUGGGAAUGAAUGCCAUCGGCCAGACACAUGUGGAGACCCUCCCUCAAUAA